This is a messenger RNA of Paramecium sonneborni, 314 nucleotides long. The record is from the annotation of a GenBank genome assembly. NCBI's taxonomy places the organism in Eukaryota, Ciliophora, Oligohymenophorea, Peniculida, Parameciidae.
AUGUAUUUCUAACAUACAAAUUCUGCUUAAAGAAAUGUUCCAAUGAUUUAAUUACAAAUCCCAUUCAAUAACUAGCAAUAUGUAUUCUGAAUUAUUAUGAUUGUUAGCGCUCUCCAUCAAAUUAAUAUUAUACAAUAUCAACAGAAACAAGACCAUUCUAAGAAAGUUCAAAAUCAAAUAAUACAAAAGAGCAAUUAGAUUCAUUGUACAUAAAUCUAAGAAAAGAAAAUCAAACUCUUAAAGAUAAAUUAUAACAUAUUAGCUCUUAAGUUGAAGAAGCUUUGUAAAAGUUGGAAUAUUAUAAAAAAUCAUGA